UCAAGAAGGGUCUACUACCAAUGCCAGUUUGUCUCCUUCUGUGUGCAUUUCCACAGCAAGCUCACUGUCUAAACCUGGACCUGAACAACUUUACAGUCUACUCGGGACCCCAGGGCAGUUAUUUUGGAUUCUCUGUGGAUUUUUGGCAGUUCAAGAAAUCAGUUAGUGUCAUUGUUGGAGCUCCGAAGGCCAACACGAGCCAGCCUGGAGUGGCCGAGGGCGGGGCCGUGUUCCUCUGUCCCUGGUCACCGGAGGGAGGGUCAUGUCACAGCAUGGCCUUUGACAGCACAGGUGACGAGGAGCGCAGCUUCUCAGGCGAGCGUCUACAGUCUUUCAAAUCCUACCAGUGGUUUGGGGCGAGCGUGCGAUCCGGAGACAGCCACAUCCUGGCAUGCGCCCCACUCUUCCACUUCAACAAGAUUGACGGGGACAAGGAAUCUGGGAACACUCCAAUCGGCAACUGCCAGAUCCUGGACAUGCAGACCGAGAAGCUGACUGACUAUGCCCCCUGCAGAGAUGUCCUAACUGAAGACAUCUACCAGCUCAUGAAGUACUAUGGGGACAAGCGAUACUGUGAAGCAGGAUUCAGCUCAGAAAUGACAAAGGAUGGAAUGGUCCUGCUUGGUGCUCCGGGUAGUUUCUUCUUUCAAGGCCAGGCCAUUGUUGCAAAUUUAAGCAACAUCCUGAAAAGCACUCAGAUCCAAAGUGAACCGCUUGAUGUACCUGGGAUGAUUUCUUCCUCAGAGAGUGGUCCUUAUGACGUAUAUCAGGGUUACUCCGUGGCCACGGGCGAGUUCACAGGAGACUCCACGCCAGACUACGUGGUCGGUGUUCCCAAUGACCGAAACAAAGCUGGCUCAGUCAAAAUCUAUAAUGGGAAAUCAUUGCAGUUAUUAAGAGUAUUCCACACAUUCUAUGGAACUCAGGUGACCGCUUACUUUGGCCACUCCGUUGCGGUGACAGACAUCAAUAACGACGGGCGUGACGAUGUCCUGAUCGGGGCCCCCCUGCACAUGGAGCGGCAGUCGAGUCAGCACCUCGUGGAGGUAGGACAGGUGUGCGUGUACCUGCAGAGAGAGCACUCUGCCUUCGCUGCCAAGCCCGACCAGAGGCUGACGGGAGGAGACCCGUACGGCCGGUUCGGCAGUGCUGUCGCUCCGCUGGGUGACCUCGAUAUGGACGGCUUCAAUGAUAUUGCAGUGGGAGCCCCCUUCUCUGGGGAUAACGGCCUUGUUUUCAUCUUCGUGGGACAGAGUGACGGGAUGGCCCCCCAGUACACCCAGGUCCUCCCAAGCCCUUUCCAUCCCCUUGGCAGCCCGGCGGCAUUUGGUUUCGCUCUCAGAGGGGGCACUGACAUCGAUGCCAAUGGCUACCCAGAUCUUAUAGUUGGAGCGUGGGGCGUCAGUCAGAUUGCUGUGUACAGAGCACAGGCAGUGGUGAGAGCGAAGGCCCAGCUGUCCCUCCAUCCUGACUUUCUCAAUCCAGAUGAGAAACGCUGCCAGCUGCCCAAGACCGGGCAGUCUGUCUCCUGCUUCAUAAUCAGCAUGUGUGUCAGUGUAUCGGGGCACAGCAUUCCAGAGGAAAUAGUCCUGGACACAGAGCUCCAGCUGGACAAGAUGAAGCAGAAAAUGGCCAGAAGGACACUGUUUCUGCAGUCCCAGCAGCCACAGGAGCACUUCUCCCUGACCAUUCAGAGGAAAGAAGGAGUGGCCUGCACAAACCGGACCGCCUACCUGCGGCAUGAGUCAGAGAUCAGAGACAAGCUGAGUCCUAUAUUCAUUGCUCUCAACUACAGUCUGAGUAACUCACCAGAGGCUGUGUUGCAUGGACAGAAGUCAGCAGUUGUGCAGACUCGGAUCAUCCUGGACUGUGGUGAGGACAACGUCUGCAUUCCUGACCUGCAUCUGACCGCUGAAGCGGGGACAGACCGCCUUCUGAUUGGGGACGAGAACCCCGUGCUUCUGCUUAUUGGGGCAGAGAACAAGGGGGAGGGGGCCUAUGAGACGGAGCUGCAGAUCCACACGCCUGCCCACUCGCACUACCAGGGUGUGCUGAGUGACAGAGAGGGCUUUAGCCGGCUGGUGUGUGCACAGAAGAAAGAGAACGGGACAGUGAUCGUGGUUUGCAAUUUGGGAAACCCCAUGAAACAAGGCCAACAGCUCAAAGCAGGUCUGUACUUCAAUGUGGGCAACCUGGAAGAGGUGGAAAGCCAUGUGUCCUUCCAAAUGCAGAUCAGAAGCAAGAACAGCAAAAAUCCAGACAGCAACAUCGUGAAUCUGAGAAUCAACGUCAGCGCAGUGGCCAGUCUGAAAAUGAGAGGGGGCUCCUCCCCCCUUGAGUGCGUUCUUCCAAUCGCGCAGUGGGAGCCAAAGUCGGAGCCCGCAACCCUGGAGGAGAUUGGCCCCCUCGUCGAGCAUGUCUAUGAGCUGCAGAAUCUGGGCCCUGGAACAGUCAGGGCUCAAGUGGAGGUAGUUUUCCCCUCCCGCCAGCAGGGGGAGUUCCUGCUCUAUGUGUUCGCUAAUGCCUCAGAGGAGUACCUCACCUGCCACACCAGCUCCCCCUACAUUGACCUUUACAAGCUGGUGAAACCUGUCGACAUGUCCAACGCAAGCGUCUACACCGUGCACCGGAUCAACAAGCGAGAUGCAGAGCUGGAGCCUCAGCGCAAAGAGACCAUCCAUGUGAACUGCUCCAGUGAGGCCACUUGUGUGAGGUUUGUCUGCGAGGCCCCGAGGCUAGAGAGGGGAUGGAGUGCGGUAGUGAAGGUGAUGUCCAGACUGUGGGUUCACACCUUCCUGGAGAGACCCUAUGAAAAUCAUGUGCUGCACUCUACAGCAUCUUACCAAGUGCUGAGCAUGCUCUCCAAGAUCCAACCAGCAGUGCUUCCCAGUGGAGAAGCAAAGACCAACACCAGCGUUGUGUGGAGGCGUCCAGAUGGGGAGAAGGAGGUGCCAGUGUGGUGGAUAGUGGUGGCUAUCAUCGCAGGCCUCUUCCUGCUGACACUGCUCAUCUUCAUCUUCUGGAAGGUUGGAUUUUUCAAGCGCACUCGCCCACCAAGUGAUGAGGAUGAUGAUACCGAGGAGCUCAGGCCGGCUCAAUCGGACUGCACAGAUAUGAAUCCUAGUGCUGCAAACUGAAAACUGAGACACUUAGCUAGCUUCCUACUUCAGAUAUGUGCACAAUAAAUGGUCUCCAGAGCCAGAUUAAAUAGCAACAGUUCACACUUCCCUGUAAUUAGACUAAUUCAUUAAGCAGUAUAGCUAAAUGUCUGAUUUAAGCAUCUGUGAAAAUGAGAAAUAAAUGGCCUUUUUACCCCACAGUCAACUGUUAGAACCUAUAAGAUUCUAUAAGGUUAUGAAAAAAUCCCAUUGUUCAUUUCUUUUCUGCCCUGAACAGAAUUUUUCUUUUCUGCCCUGAAUCAAUUCACUGACUGGCAAAGACACCACCUGAGAUUAAAAUGAGGAUUUCAUUUAUUGCAACUAGAAUGUGGGUUUAUGUAACAGGACAAUUAAAACUAUGUAUAUGUUACAUUUAGGAAAUAGUUUAAUUAUUAUGUAUAUGCUGUUUAGACAGCUUAUUUUUCUGUUAACUUAUGUCUUGUCUAAAUUGUUUCAGGUGGGGUCACGUGAUUGAACAGUGGUUGAUUAAUUUGACAGAAGGUUUGCCUUCAAUAUAAGGGAAACAAUUUUGUGAAUGUGAAUGUAUGUGAAUGAUUUCAAUGCUGU
Megalops cyprinoides (Indo-Pacific tarpon) is the source of this 3725-nucleotide messenger RNA. It is a transcript of the gene itga2b, whose product is annotated as integrin, alpha 2b. NCBI's taxonomy places the organism in Eukaryota, Metazoa, Chordata, Actinopteri, Elopiformes, Megalopidae. Gene Ontology annotation, cellular component: integrin complex; external side of plasma membrane. The coding region runs from base 21 to 3137 and encodes 1038 amino acids. The record is from RefSeq and is a predicted model, not a curated record. Gene Ontology annotation, biological process: cell-cell adhesion; integrin-mediated signaling pathway; cell-matrix adhesion. The transcript is spliced from 30 exons. Gene Ontology annotation, molecular function: integrin binding.